Molecule: messenger RNA, 1978 nt
Organism: Xenopus laevis (African clawed frog)
Lineage: Eukaryota; Metazoa; Chordata; Amphibia; Anura; Pipidae
Gene: fa2h.S
Product: fatty acid 2-hydroxylase S homeolog
Exons: 7
Coding region: 402-1517 (371 amino acids)
Biological process (GO): lipid metabolic process; ceramide biosynthetic process; fatty acid metabolic process
Cellular component (GO): endoplasmic reticulum; membrane; endoplasmic reticulum membrane
Molecular function (GO): heme binding; fatty acid 2-hydroxylase activity
Source: RefSeq, a predicted model, not a curated record
UAGGUUGCGCACAGCUGCGGUGGGGACCGAAGUUGGUAAUGGCCAGCUGGGUUGCCUGGGGCAACUGACAGAACUGGCCCGGCACUGCUUUGCUUUGCUAUCACCUAGUCCUGACGGUCCAAAGGAUCAUGGGAACAGGCAGCGGUCAGCAGGGGGACAUUCUGUGUCUGAGUGCCAUGGAAACCUACCAAUUUGGUUCUCUAGGUAAACCUGAACGCAGGCCCCGCCCAUCCGCCACGCCCACAGGGAAAGGACGCGGAAAAGCCUAGCCGCAGGUUACUGAAUAUGUAAUACUAUGCAGAUAAGGCGGGCGUGGCUCCCACUGCUGAUAGUUAGGAGCUUCCCACUCCACUUUGUAGCGGCUUAGGAGCGCUGUCUCUUUGCACCUGUCUCUCUCGGCUAUGGCUUCGCGCCGGGUUUCACCUGUUGAGUUGCGCGACAAGUGCUCCGCCGGCAAGUGCUGGGUCCUUCUCGGUAACAAAGUGUACGAUGUGUCGGCUUUUGUCAACCUCCAUCCUGGGGGGGAGCGAUUACUGCAGGACCGGGCUGGGAAGGAUAUCCAAGCAGAUUUGAAUGGACCCUCGCAUCGUCACUCGGAGAACGCUCGCCGCUGGCUGGAGCAGUAUUAUGUGGGAGACCUAGAGCCGGAGCCCCAGGAACUGAAGCCGCAGAACUUGAAAGAGAAACCGCAACAAUACAGCUCAGCCACAGACCAUAAAGAUGUUUCUACUGGAAUUCAGUUUAAAACUUUCAGCCCAGAGACGGAUUUAGUGGACUGGGAGAAGCCUUUACUCUGGCAAGUGGGCCACCUACAGGAGAAGUAUGAUGAGUGGGUACAUCAACCGGUGAACCGACCUAUCCGGCUAUUCCACUCGGACUUUGUGGAGUCAUGUUCCAAAACAGCCUGGUACAUCGUUUUGUCUGUAUGGGUCCCUGUGGUUCUUUAUUUAUCUUGGUACUGUCUCACAGAACUGUCUCAAGGAAACACAAGGCUCUUCUCUUCAUUCACCAAAGAUUAUUCCGUUCCUGUGCCAGUGUUUUUCUUCUUUCCACUUUUCCUUAUUGGAGUAUUGAUCUGGACACUUAUGGAAUAUGGAAUUCACAGAUUUGUCUUCCACAUGAACCCACCUGCUAGUAACUACUAUCUCAUCACCCUGCACUUUAUGUUGCAUGGACAGCAUCAUAAGGCUCCUUUUGACAGCUCUCGUCUAGUGUUCCCUCCAGUUCCAGCAUCCAUUGUGAUAAUUCCUCUAUAUAUAUUGGUGCAGCUUCUUUUCCCAGUUCCAGUGGGGCUGUCUAUCUUUGUGGGAGGACUUUUUGGAUAUGUGGCAUAUGACAUGACACAUUAUUAUUUGCACUAUGGCAGUCCUAGCAAGGGCUCAUACCUGGCCUGGCUAAAGUCUUACCAUGUCCGCCAUCACUUUGAGCAUCAAAAAUCUGGUUUUGGCAUCACCAGCACCUUGUGGGACGGUCCCUUUAACACUCUUAUUCCUGAGGAUAAGGAUAAAGACAGCUAGGACGUCCCAUGCUUAUAGUUUUAUACAUUCACAAAGACACCUGCUGGCUUGCAGCCUACUGUACAUACAGGGGGAGGAGAACAUGUGUUUUCACCUUUCUAUAAAUAAAAGAUGUUCAACUUUUUCCAUUGAUCCCAUGUGUUAUGGGAUGCAUGUCAGCGGGAAAUAAUUAUUUAUUAAGGAAAAAACAAAUUGAAGGGGAUUGCCAAGAAAUGUAAGAAUGCCUGUGCUUGGCAUCUACUUAAUCUAAUGCAAUGCAAGUGUUUCCAUAGCUGAAAUGGACCGCGACUACUUGACCAAGGAGGUAUACACAGACACAUUGUAUUCCUUUAAAAUCGCACUGACAGACUUCAGCUUUAACCCUGGCUCCCCCUGUCAUGUGAACAGCACAUUGUAAAAUUCCUAAUGUGUAUAAAUGCCUAAAAAUAAACUAAUAUUUUCUUUUUUUUUAAGAAAGCAAA